This is a messenger RNA of Paraphaeosphaeria sporulosa, 1627 nucleotides long. Its product is annotated as FMN-linked oxidoreductase. The record is from RefSeq and is a predicted model, not a curated record. The coding region runs from base 344 to 1627 and encodes 427 amino acids. The transcript has 2 exons. NCBI's taxonomy places the organism in Eukaryota, Fungi, Ascomycota, Dothideomycetes, Pleosporales, Didymosphaeriaceae. Gene Ontology annotation, molecular function: FMN binding; oxidoreductase activity.
CGUUCCUCGAUACCUCGGCCAGAUUUUGAAGAAUGCGAAAGGGUUACGCAAUCAGCGUCUGACGGUGAAUAUCGGUUGACAUUGAUACGCCUACUAGACUAGACAAAUACCCUAGAACAGCCCUGCAGUCAUGGAAACACCAAGGUUUGGCCGUCCCGUAAUUCGCGCUCGCAAAGUCUCGUCGGUAACACCAGGGUGUAUAUACCUACGCCCAGUCGACGAGACUUGAUCCCCGCUUUUACAGCCUAGGGCAGACUCGGCAAACGUAAACAGCUUGCGUCCCUUCUAUAUUUCAGAUCUUCAAUUUGCUAUUCAAGAAUAACGAAUGACAAGUUGACUCAAGAUGACGACUUCAUCUAGAGCGAGCGACAAGCUCUUUUCCCCCCUCUCCAUUGCAAAUGGCAAAAUCACACUGAAGCACCGCGUCGUCCUCGCCCCUUUGACACGAAACCGCUGCCUGCCUCUUCAAAAAGAUGAGCCCGGACACUACAACAGAGUCUGGGUCCCAGACUCCCUAGUCGCAGAGUACUACCACCAGCGGACGACCGACGGCGGCCUCCUGAUCUCCGAGGGCAUCACUCCCAGCCUGGAAGGAAACGGCAUGUCCGGCGUCCCUGGGCUGUUCCACCCCGCGCAUCUCGCCGGCUGGAAACUCGUCACUGAGGCUGUCCAUGCGAAAGGCGGGUACAUCUAUGCACAGCUCUGGCACGCGGGACGCACGACGUCGGAGCCAUUUUCGGGCAAGCCUGCGGUUGCGCCGUCGGUGGUGCCGAUGGAGGGAGACUCGGGACGAGUACCGCCUGGGUAUGAGGGACCUGUCUUGUACGCCGAUCACCCACCGAUCGAGCUUACGAAGGAGCAUAUUAAGAGCACGAUUGACGAUUACUGCAAUGCCGCGAAGAUGGCGAUGGAGGCGGGCUUCGAUGGUGUUGAGGUGCAUGGCGGAAAUGGGUACCUCCCUGAGCAGUUUCUCUCGUCAAAUAUCAACAAGAGGACUGAUGAGUACGGAGGAAGUCCUGAGAAGCGGUGUCGCUUUGUGCUUGAGCUGAUGGAGGGCCUUGCACAGGCGGUGGGCGAGGAGAAUUGUUCUAUCAGGCUGAGUCCGUUUGGGCUUUUCAAUCAGGCGAGAGGGGAGCAGAGGAUCGAGACGUGGAGUUUCCUUUGCAAGCAGCUGAAGGAGAAGCUGCCGAAGAUGUCGUAUGUUUCACUGAUAGAACCGCGCUACGAACAAAUCCACUCUGUCGCAGAAAAAGACAAGAUGAUCAGCUCCUGGGGCCUCGACCCCUCCACCAUCAACCUCAGAUUCCUGCGCGAGAUCCUAGGCGACACGCCCGUCUUCUCGGCGGGAGGCUGGAAUGACACCAACUGCGAGGGCGUCGUUGAAUCCGGCGAGUACGACGCGCUGCUCUUCGGCCGCUACUUCACGAGCAACCCGGAUUUCGUGGAGAGACUGAGACUAGGCAAGAGCUUCACCAUGUAUGAGCGGGAUAGGUUUUAUGGGCCGUUUGAGGAUAGGGAGAGGGGGUAUACGGAUUAUGCGACUUGGCGCCAGCAGGAGAGGGUGAGGACUGCGGAUGCUACGGCGCAGAUGGAGGAAAUGGCGGCGGAGGUUGAAGUUGCUGCGUAG